ACCAUCCUUCGUUGACCUUUUCAGGUUUCUAUCCUCAUAUAUUCUUCGAUGGGAUCUCCCAUUUUUCGUCGUUACCUCAAUCGUCAUUUCAUCCGCACGUUGAAACGAAGCUAUUCAACCGCAGCACAUCCCGAUAACAUCCCAACACCUGGAGGACUCCCACCUUUAAUCCGGGGAACUCAAGAUGCGCCAUCCAGCGGCGCUCUUACAAACAAACCAUCCCUAGAAGACUACUGUUUCUACCGCGACACUCUGCCUCCCAAACCUUCCCAGCUUGAAUACGCAGAUCAUUUCUUCGCCGCAUCGAAGCACUCCCCCGUUUAUCUCUGGGGAAGCAGUCUAUUCCGAACCAUUCCCGUCUCCUCUAUUCCCGAAAUCGCAUUUAUUGGCCGGUCUAAUGUUGGCAAAAGUUCAAUCAUAAAUGGCCUUGUUGGUGAAGAUAUCUGCGCCUCGUCGAGUAAGCCCGGCCGGACGAAAUUGAUGGCGUCUAUCGGUGUCGGUGGCACAAAAGGAGGCGGAUCAAAGAUAGCGCUUGUGGAUACUCCGGGAUAUGGAAAGGGGAGUCAUACCGAAUGGGGGCAAGAGAUUCAAAAAUAUCUGGAGAAGAGAAAGCAACUUCGACGUAUCUUCCUUCUCAUCGACGCAGGGGUCGGGCUGAAAACCCGUGAUCACCAAGUGCUGAAUUUCCUCCGUCGUUUUGCAAUCCCUUACCAACUAGUUCUUACAAAACUCGAUCACGCUCUCUCCUUCAACGGCCAUAAAAAUAAAACCAAACCGAAUGACUCUCGCUCAGAUCUCAUUCGGUUUUCUCAAACCGUUCAAGAUAUCCUCUCAUCCGCCCAACCUGUUAACCCAAUUUUAGACGGUCCGGGGCCGUUGAAUGACGUGAUCGCAUGCAGCGUGCAAAUGCAAAGUAAGAAACAAAAGAAAUCAGUAGCAGGUCUUAGAUCUCUUCGGUGGGCGAUUCUUCUUGCAACCGGAUUCGAUCAAAUCCCUAAGGGGUUCAAAUUUAAGAGAUAA
Molecule: messenger RNA, 1020 nt
Organism: Coccidioides posadasii C735 delta SOWgp
Lineage: Eukaryota; Fungi; Ascomycota; Eurotiomycetes; Onygenales; Onygenaceae
Cellular component (GO): mitochondrion
Molecular function (GO): GTP binding
Source: RefSeq, a predicted model, not a curated record